GCAGCUGCAAUGCACAACCCGGUUUCAUUUCAUUUCAUUUCAUUCCAUUCCAUUCAUUCUCUCUUCUCUCUUUCUUCCCAUGUCUGACUGAGGGCAAAGGGUGUGGCGGAGAGAAGCAUCAACGGACGUGCCGAAACUGCAAUGCCUGAGGCAGGGCUGGGCAUGUCAUUUCCCUCUUUAGCCGGAGCAGGCGGGGCGGCAUACCUAGAACUUUAACCUCGCCGCUUGGGGGUACCCUUUUGUCUGGCUCUGCGCCGUAGAGGUCCCGCUGCCCGAAUCGAGCCAUGAACGGCUGCAGCCCAGACAAAGAGCAGCCUAGCAAGGACCAGCCCAGCUCCUCCGGCGGCAAAAUGGACCUUUCCGAAGAGGAAGUGGCCGUUGCUGAGCAGGACUGGGAAGCGGCGAAGGCAGCCUACGAGAGCCUCUCCUCGACUAAAAGACCCCGACCUCCCAAGCCCCAGAAUGCCAUCACCAUUGCUGUUUCCUCCCGGGCUCUCUUUGACAUGGCGGAAGAGAGGAGAAUCUACGAAGAGCAUGGCGUGGAAAAGUAUGUGGAGUAUCAAGAGGCAAAUGAAAAUGUCACCCUGAAGCCUGGACCAGCUUUUGCCUUGGUGAAGGCAGUGGAGCAGGUGAAUGCCCGACUUCGUGAGCUGUAUCCGGAUGAAGAAGAGCUGUUUGAUAUUGUGCUCAUGACUAAUAAUCAUGCCCAAGUAGGGGUGAGACUUAUCAACAGCAUUAAUCAUUAUGGUCUUCUAAUCGAAAGGUUCUGUAUGACUGGAGGAAAGACUCCUAUCGGCUACCUAAAAGCAUACCUUACGAAUCUGUAUCUUUCUGCUGAUUCUGAAAAAGUCCAAGAAGCCAUAGAAGCAGGAAUUGCUGCUGCCACAUUGUUUACUGGGAACAAAAAUGUCCCUUAUGAUGACAAGCAGCUCCGAGUGGCCUUUGAUGGGGAUGCCGUUCUGUUUUCUGACGAGUCUGAAAUAAUUGUGAAAGAACAUGGCCUGGAUAGGUUUUUUGAGCACGAGAAGUUAAAUGAGAAUAAGCCUCUGGCACAGGGUCCUUUGAAAGGUUUCUUGGAAGACCUUGGAAGACUUCAGAAGAAGUUCUAUGCAAAGAACGAACGGUUAGAUUCGCCAAUCAGAACUUAUUUGGUGACAGCUAGAAGUGCUGCUAGUUCUGGAGCCAGAGUGCUGAAGACUCUCCGCAGCUGGGGAGUGCAGAUUGAUGAAGCCCUUUUCCUUGCAGGGGCACCCAAGGGACCAGUCUUGGCAAAAAUCAGACCUCACAUUUUCUUUGACGAUCAGAUGUUUCACAUAGAGGGAGCGCGGCAGCUGGGUACGAUUGCUGCACAUGUGCCUUAUGGCAUAGGGCAGAAGUACCACAAGUCCAAACUGAAAGACAGCCCUACCAAAAAUUAGUUGCUUUUUUAACUUAGCCUUGGAUGUGCUGUUAAGUCUGAAAUUUCCAUACUUGAACUUUUAUCAAAAUUUAUAUUUAAGUGUGACCUCCAGUUUCCUGAUCUAUUUUUAGAUUACAUAUAUUUUUUACUAUACAUAUUUUUUGGGAAAAAUUAAAUAUAUACUCCUAAAUAGAUUAGUUUCAGUUGACCUUUCUAACUUGGGCUUUGUAGUAUUGGAAAAUAUUAGGAUUGUACUGUUUGUUCUUUUCUGCAGGACCACAGAAAUAGCACAACACUGCACAUAUUGCUCUGCACAAACUGCAUGCAAGCCAUGGAAGUAUGAGGUUUUGUAUGUGUUACUGCUUUAUUGGAUACAAGCUGUUGUCCCCUGUGCACAUACAGUUGAAUCUGCAGGAUCCAAGUCAUUAGAAUGUAAUCCAGAAUAAAAUCAAUAAUGAUUCCAUUUAUUGGAUUGAGAUGCAAAUGGCACUCCUUUUAUUCAGUAACUCUGAAUAGCUUCCCAGUGCAUUGUUUAGAACCACCAAUUAGUAAAUAUCAGUUGCUGAUCUUGUGAUUUAAAAGAUACCUUCUCUCUUUUGAUGAUCCUCCGUGGUGCAGAGUGGUAAGCGGCAGUAACGCAGCCAAAGCUGUGCUCAUGGCCGGAGUUCGAUUCCAACGGAAGGAGGAAGUCGAAUCUCCAGUAAAAGGGGUCGAGGUCCACUCAGCAUUCCAUCCAUCCGUGGUCGGUAAAAUGAGUACCCGGCAUAUGCUGGGGGGGUAAAGAAAGGCCGGGGAAGGAACUGGCAGUCCCACCCCAUAUAUACGGUCUGCCUAGUAAACAUUGCAAGAUGUCACCCUAAGAGUCGGAAACGACUCGCACUACAAGUGCGGGUACACCUUUACCUUUACCCCUCUUUUGAAACUACAUGUCCAUUUUAAUAAAAGCUGGUUCUGGAGA
Molecule: messenger RNA, 2357 nt
Organism: Rhineura floridana
Lineage: Eukaryota; Metazoa; Chordata; Lepidosauria; Squamata; Rhineuridae
Gene: NT5C1B
Product: 5'-nucleotidase, cytosolic IB
Exons: 6
Coding region: 285-1418 (377 amino acids)
Biological process (GO): nucleotide metabolic process; adenosine metabolic process
Cellular component (GO): cytoplasm; cytosol
Molecular function (GO): nucleotide binding; 5'-nucleotidase activity; magnesium ion binding
Source: RefSeq, a predicted model, not a curated record